CGCUAGUUUGGAGGGAUUUUGGGUGGGUGGGUGGGUGCGAGAUCAGGAGACUAAUCGGAAGUGCGAGAGGGAUAAAGAGAGAACAUAAAUUUUCGUUGUAUUGAUUGACUUUUCAGAUAUUUUCCAAGAAAUCUAAAUUGACAAAAUUCGAAAGAAAAAAGAAAGAAAUGAUUUCGUUGAACAAUAAACAAUAAUUUUAACAAAACGUCGUCUCUUUUUAAUUUUCUUUUGAUAAAUCAAUACGUUUUUCUAUAAGUUCGAUCAAAUGUAUUUGGCCCCUCCCUUUAAAUUAGAAAUUUCGAUUUAUAUACCUAUUUUAUAUAUUUUUUUUUUUUCUUAUUUGUAAACAUUUAUAGUAAUUAUUCAAGUAUAUUAUAGUGACAAUUAUUACUAAGAUUAUAGUGACACCUAAUACGGAACGACACCAAAGUCACAUUUAUAAUAUACACUUAUCCUUUACGAUUCUAACUUAAAUUUGUAUUUAAUUUGUCAUAAUUUAUUUAUGACCAGUCGACGGUUCUGCUUCUUCUUCUUCUUCUCUGUAAUACAAGGCGAAAAUAGUAAUUCGUGUCCCUAUCUUUUUCGCGGCUAUCGGUUUGUUUAUUUUUUAUCUUGCUUUUUCUCGUUCUCGAAAAAAUUUUGUUUAUAACAUGGAGCAAAAAUUAUAAUGAAAAAUUAACUUACGGAAAUGAUGUAACCGACGGCUUCGGUCCUGAGUCACUUGGAACUAAAGAAGUUGGCGAUAGUAUUAUCGACGAUGUUGUCAUCGAUGUCGACGGGGUUGUGUCUAAUUCCAGUGUUAUUGUCGUUGUCACCGUCGGCCUCCCCGUCGUCGUCUUUCCAGCCGACCUGCGACUCGCCGAUACGUUCGUAGCUACCAAUUCUAUACCAUUUUCGCGAUUCAUCCUUCUUCUCUCCAAGCACGUCUGUACCAAUAGCAUGGUCUUACCGAGGAGGUAGCUUACGAUGGCUAUAAUCACUACCGUCACUGUCACAGUGGCCAGUGUCAUGCCGAUUACAUACCAUCCAAUAACUUAUAACAGAAAAAGAAAAAAAAAUUUCCGUUAGAAAAUCGAAGCUCCAGUAGAUUCGUUUUUGUUUUAAAAUAAUGUUUCUCUCUCUCUCUCUCUCUCUUCCGGCAAGCCUCCCGAUCUCGCACCCACCCACCCACCUUCCUUCCCUCCCACCCCCCCUCCCUCCCACCCAUCCCCCUUCCCUCCCUCCCCCCUCCCUCCCUCCCUCUCUCCCUCCCUUUCUUUCUUUCUUUCUUUCUUUCUCUGUGUUGCUACCUAUUUUUCUGUAUCUCUUUCUAACUCUCUCUCUUGUAUAUAAAUAGAAAAUAUUAAAUCAACUCUUAAAUAAAUUCUACGUAUCAUUCUAUCUGAAUUAUUUUAUUUUAUUGUAUCGCAUUUUUUUCUUUCUGCCGCAUCACCCGGUAUUACUACUCUAUAUACAAAGUUUCAGUAGUUAAAAGAAGGAUAAGAAAUGUAAUACAAGAAUCCAUUUUUACACUUCAUAGUUUAUUUUAAAAAGUUAUAAAAGAUAAAUUCCACGGUAAUUUUUUCCAGAUAGCAAAUAUUUACACGCAUAUAUACAAUAUUUUCGAGUAACAAAUUUUUUCCCUUUUUUUAUAAAAAUUUAUCGAUAGAUUAACAUUAUUAUCAUUAACAUUAAAUUUACAAGCUUAAAUUUAACACUUUUUUUUUCAAGAGGAUAAAAGAAGGGCUCAAUUUAUGCUACACCCAACACGAAACAUUAAGUGGAAUGAAAAUGAUGUGAAAAUGAGAACUAAUGAAGAUGGACCGAAAUGCAAAUCACAUCAUUACUCGUUAAAUCAUAUAUGUAUGACAUGUUUCGACAAUGUUAGAAUGCUAUCUGGAUAAGAGGAAUUUAAACGGUAUUUAAUUUGAUCUUGGUAUAAUGCCAUGAAUUUGAUUUAUGAAGUUGAUUUAUGAAAUUGAUUUAUGAAGUUGAUUUAUGAAGUGAUAUAAAAAUGGAACAGUUAAAAAAGGGUGAUGUAUGAUUUUUUUUAUUUACUGAAACUUUAGUAUAGUUUACUUAAAAAUUAUUUAAAAAAAAAACUAUAUACACAUAUAUACAUAUAAACAUAUAUCCAUCUCUUUUUCCUUUUUCCCCUGUCAUUAAAAUUAUAUAUAUUAUGUAUAUUUGCAGAUAUACAUAACUUUAAUGAAACGGAAAAAAGAAAAAAGAGAUGGUUAUAGAGAAGUAAAGAGUUAACAUAUUGAAUUUUCAUUAAAAAAAUGAAAUAUGGAAAAUGUCAUCUACAAUAAACAAAAAUGAUUUACCCAUAUUAUGAUUUAAAUAUUAUACUAUUACUGUACAGGAAAAAUAUUUUUUUAAAGAUUGCACCGAUUUAUCCUAAUUUUAAAAAUUGUUUCAAUUGAUCUACAAAAAAAAAAAAGAAAAAAUUACUGUAAUAAUGUAUUAAUUUUUAAUAUGAUGACAUCAGACGAUCAAAAGAAUUACAUUCAAAUUUUAUAAUCUCUUUUGAUGAAUAAAUGUUAUGGACAGAUACACCAACUACAAAAAUAUAUAAACAUAACAUGCACUAUUGCUAUAUAUUAAUUUGAUAAUAAAUUAUUUCGAUAUGUAACUCUUUACGCGUAAAAAUGAACUGAAAGUAUUUAAAUUGAAAUAUCUAAUAUACCCCUAUUUUUAUAUUGAAUUUACAAAAACGAAUGAAUGAAUAAAUGAAUGAAUGAAUAAAUGAAUGAAUGAAUAAAUGAAUGAAUGAAACAUUGUAAAUUUUGUAAAUAAACAUCCCAAAUUGAUUCUAUUUUAUAUUUUUAUAAUCUAUAUCCAUCAUACGUAACCAAUUACUGAUGAAAGUGGAAGUUGUAAUAUUUUUUAUAUACAAUAUAAGAAAUCGUUAUAAAAUAAUUAAAAACCCCAUCAUCGCACGAAAAUGAGCACGAAAAUUAUUAAUAGAUACCUAUAGUAACUUCCACGUUCAUCAGUAGAAGAGUUGUUGUAAUGUUUCGUUUCGUAUGUUCGCGGAACAUUGUUAUUGGUGUUUGUGUUUUUUGUUUGUGAAUAAUAUUUUGUAAUAUCGGUGUUUGUGUUGUUGGUGGUAUUUUUUAAUUGGUUUUUGGUUUUCGCUGAUGGAUUAGUGUUAUUUUUAUUAUCUAAUUUAUCAGUAAGUGUAGCAUUAGUUGUCCUUUCUUUUAUCCUCAUACCAUUGUUAGUUAAAGCUAUCCGAUGGAUAUGACCACCAACUUCAGCUAUAUGUUGCCCUACUACAAGAACAUCCUUAUCCUCAACUUUGUUACGACCCCUAAAAUUACUAGGCAUACUAUCACUAAUUCUAGCUGCCCCCAUAUAAGUACUUGGCAUAUUCGGGCUGGGUCGUUCAGAAUAUAUGAUGUUCUUGUUAGGCAUAGUUUCACUAUUAGCUUUAGUUUUAUUGUUAGGCUCAGUUUUAAUAUUAGUCUCAGUUUUAUUAUUAGCCUUAUUUGCAUUAAUAUUCCCAAUUUUAUUAUUAGACUUAGCUGAGUUAGUAGUCUCAAUUUUAUUAUUAUCUUUAAUUGCAUUAAUAACUUUAGCUUUAUUAUUAGCUUUACUUGCAUUAAUAACUUUAUUUUUGUUAUCAGGCCUAAUUUCAUCGGUAGCUUUAACUUUGGUAUUAUUCUUUGUUUCAUUAGUAACCCUAGUUUUGUUACUAACUCUAUUUAUCUUCGUAGACUUAGCUCGGUUAUUAGGCCUAUUCCUUCUAUUAUUUUUGGUUGCAUUACUAGCCGUGGUUGCAUUAUCUACUCUACUCGUUUUACUAGCUCUAGUAGUAUUACUAGCCGUAAUCGUACCACUAGCAUUGGUUAUACUACUAGCUUUAAGUUCAUCAGAAAUUCUAGCUCCGUUGCCAACCACGACUGUAUUGUCACCUUCUACUCUAUCAUAAGCUUUAACUGUAUCAUAGGCCUUAACAGUAUCAUAAGCCUUAGUUGUGUUAGCUGCUUUAGCCGUAUCGAAAGCCUUAGCCAUAUCACGAAAUGCAACUGUAUUUUCAAAUAAGAAAAAAUUUAUACUAUUAGUCUAAAUUGUAUAUAGUAACUAUUUUUGUACUUUUCUACUCAUAGAUCUAAGACAUAAACAUAAACAAAUUAUUAAAGGAGAUACGUUACCGGAGCGAGACUCAGCCUUGGUAUCUGGAGAAAUAGUAGUAACGUUCUCCUUGGGUUCUAAAUUUCUAACCGCUGGAUGCAUGAACUUCGGCAAUACGUUGCCUAAAAUUAUAAUCAUGAUCAUAAUUGUAAUCAUAAUCAUAAUUGUUAAUUAUUAUGACAGUGACGACGACGACGACAAUGACAGCGACGUUGACGAGACGAGACGAUCACGACAAGGACAGUAACGAUGAUAAAGACGAUCAUCAUAUCAUCAGACCAGUUUAGUAGUAGUAACGUCGGUGAUAGCAUCAGUGAUGAUCAGCAACAGCGAUAGCAUUAACAAAAAUAAGAGAAUAUUUGGUUUUAAUUAUUUGUUCCAAUUUUUACUUCAUCAUUGUUUUUCUCUUUUUUUUUUUUUCUUUCUUUUUGUACAGUGAGCGAGUUUAUAGAAAUUAUCUUUCGAAACUAUUGAUCGAAUUAAUUAUCGAUGAUUAAAAAAAUAAGUAUAUGUAACUUUUUGUUAAACAGUUAUAAAAUUCUACGAUUCUUCCUUGUUUAUAUAAUAGAAUAAUCGACAUUUUUAUCGUCCAAGAGUUUCGAAUAUUGGAAUUGUUAUAUUGACGUUCAACUUUAUAUAAAUUUAUAUGCAGCCAGAAAUAUAAACUCGAAGUUAAUUGAUUUUGUUGAAAAAUAUUCUACUUGAGAAUUAAUAAAUAAAUAUUUUAUUUAAUUUAUUAAUUAUAGAAAAAUUUCUAUCGCAUAAUGUAUAAUUUUUAAUCGUUAACCGACCACAAUGCGAUGUUUGUAAAUAAUAAUAACUACUACUACUAUGUAAAAAUAUUAUAAAAUGUUGUUGCGUGUAUUUUGUUUAUAUACCAUUAUUAUAAAUGUGUAGUUAGUCAUAACAAAUAAUAAUUAAAUCGUUUUGGUGUUUAAAUUAAAAUUUUGUCAUGCGAAUAUUUAAGUUCUUUGUUUUAAAAAAAAAAACUAAUGCAGUACUAAACCAAAAAAUAACAUCAACAACAAUCAUGAAUACAUACCGAAAGCAGCGGCUACCAAAAUCGUGCACAAGAAGAAGAUAUUCAUGGUAUUCUCCAUUUGGUAGAUCCUACGCUGACGUAUCUUUUCACUGGUUGUUAAUUCUUCCCGAAGGGUUUACACAAAUGCUUCUUCAAAAGCCUCUGCAAAAUCUGCAACUCUAAAAUUAAUUUUUUUUCAUUAGUUUAUUUUAUUUUUUUUUUUUUUUUUUUUUGUUUACAUUUUUUAAUUACACAUAAAAAUUCCAUGAGUGUAUUCUUAUAUUACGAACAAACACAUUUAUUUUGAUGAUUCAAUUUGUAUGUAUGUAUGUAUGUGUUAUUAUACUCGUGGUUAUCAAACAAAUAACUCGAACAAUCUUCUUUCACAUUACAUAUGUAAAUAGGAUAUAGCGAGUACACGGGUCUUUAUUUGAUAUUAGCUAUUAUAUAUGUGUAAACAUUAUUACGUCAAUAGAAACGAAUUUCUGUCAUUUUCAAAUUAUUCGUGAAUCAACGAAAACGUACCAAAUGUAUCUCUUUCUUUCUUUUUUUUGUGUCUAUAUAUGCAAUUCUGUAUAUAUAUUUAUAUAUAUAUAUAUCUAUAUAUAUAUUAAGUUAUGUAUAUUUAUAUAUAUGUAUAUAAUAGCUUAUAUGGGUACAUAAUAAACGAUGUAUACGUAUGUAAGCGACACAAAAGGAAGUUAUAAUUCGGCAAUAAUUUUUUUAAACAAUUACAAAAUUCAAUUACUUUUUUUUAAGAUUUCUUUUAUCUUUGAUUAAUUCAAUUUACAAGCAAUUCUCUUAAUUUUAUUUUAAUUUGAAAUGUAUUAUUUGGAUUAAAUCUUUCAUAUAUUUAUUCCAUCCAAAAAUGUUUAAUUCAUCUUAUGUAUGUAUGAGUAUACGUAAUUAAUACGUUAAUUUAUUGAAAAAUAUGUUUAAGAUAACGUUUUCGUUGAAUUUCGGAAUAACGUUAUACAAAAUAUGUUUUUAUAAGCGCUUACAAAUUGUAUGAGUAAAUAUAAUUUAACAUUUAAUCAUUCGUUUAAAAUAAUUUUCUCAUGGAAACCUAUGUAAAUAUAGCUUGUAAUAUAAUGUAAAUAAUGUUUUUCUAUUAUGUAUAUAUAUAAAUAUGUGAUUUUGAUGUAAAUAAUGAUUUUGUAAAUAUCAUUGGAAUAAUAAAAUCAAAUAAUUAAUAAUAAAAAAAUCUUAUUUCCUUUCCUUCCUUUGUAGAAUAGUAUCGAAUAAUAAGAUAUAAUAUAUAUUGAAUCAUUGAUAGGAAUAAUAAAUCGAUUUAGAUGCAGUUACUUUCAUAAAUAUAAUAUAAAUAUAAAAUCCCGUACACAGGCACAGUACUUGUAAAUUAAAUUGUUUUAAUAUGAAGCACGUCCGUUUCAAUCAGAAGUCAACAAUAUUACAUUCACGCCCGCUGAGGGCUUUGUGACGAUGGCGUACUCAUUGUCUAUUGUAAAAUUUCUAAAGCUUGAUGGGAAUUAUCACUAAUUGGAAAGGAUCCUUUCUCCGUUCCGUUCAAUAAGUUUUUAAACAGAAAUAAUAUCUUAAACAAAACAAAAAUAAAUGAAAGAAAUAAAAAGAAAGAAAGAAGUAGAAAGGAAAAGGAGAAAAGAAAAGAAAAAAUUAAUUAAACGAAUACCCGAUCUCGAAACAAACGAAUGCACUCGCAUUGAAAUAAAAGGACGACAUAUUUCGAAGUUCGUCACAAAAAAGGAAAAGAUUUCACUCUUCCGUUAAGUGCAUUCUUUCUUCUUUAUUUAUUUAUUUAUUUUUUUUUUUUUUUUUUUUUUUUAAGAAUAUGAAUGAUACAUAAAAGAUGAAAAAUGAUAUAUCAAAGGCAAAAUGAUCUAUUUUAUUUUAAUUUUAUAUAUUAACAAUGAUACUAAUAAUUACCAGAAUGAAAAAGAGCGGAACGUUGCCGAUAUAAAAUUGCUGAAUACAUGAAGACAGUUCGAUGUAUGGAGGAAGACUGACUCCUGGGCCGACAUUAUGAAAAUGUUACCUUCUUGUAUAUGAUCUUACGUCACAAGAUGGCAGAGUAAUUGUACAUAGAUAGAAUAUAUUGUCUUAAUAUGGGCCCUUCGAUAUCGAACGGUCUUAAAUCAAUCAUUUAUCUCGAAAAUUCAUUCGAUUUAUUUCAAAUAUUCUCAGAUAUAAUGUUUUCUUUUUGCUUCUUUUAAUAUAUUUUUAAUAUCCUUUUAAUAUAUCAUCAUUUUUCUUUUAUACUUUUAUCACAAAAGUAUAUUAAAAAAAGGUAUAACAAAAAUGUAUUAAAAAAAUGUUAAAUAAUUAUAAAUAAAUAUAUUAAAUGAAUUUUGUAUCGAAGGUUAUGUUAGAGUUCAUGAGAAACGAAAUUAUUUAUUUGUCGGCAAAUAAAGUUGACUUGACAUAUCGAAUGACAUAUUCGAUAUAUUGAAUAUAUGUAUUUUAAAUAUCACGAUAAAGACCCUCCCACACAUUUCCCAGAUGUCCGAGUUUGUGCUUACAGCGCUAUAACGGAGAAAUUUAGAAACCAUGCUUUAUCACAUAACUUUGAGGGACCCAAAAUUACUUCCUUACGAAGAACGGAAGAGUGAGGUUGUGGUAGAGGUUAUAAUCCUCCAAUCUAACAACUCGAGUUUACGAUGAUGUCUGAACAGUAAAAAUUGUUGUCAUCUCGUAUUAUUUCGAUUAUUCAACAAAAUGUCUGAAAGUCGAAAUCCAUUAUUCGAUAUUUUAUCCGAAGCAGUGAAGUCUAUUCAAAAGUGUCUACAAUGUUCAAUUUGUUUGGAUAUGCUUUCUACAGCAGUGAAAACAAAGUGUGGACAUUCUUUUUGUCGUCCUUGUUUAAAACCAGUAUUAAAUAGAAGACAUCCUAAAUGUCCUCUAUGUAACAAUAUUAUACAAAAGAGACAUAUUAAAAAGAACUUGCAUAUACAGAAGUAUAUUAAUCAUUUCAAUCAUCUUGUUCGUGCCAUUCGUCAAGAUACAAACAUCGACAUACUCUCGUAUACAAGAUUUCCACAAAACACGAGAGAAGCUUGUACUACGUCAAAUCGUCAAAGACGUAGUAGAGCCAGUGCAACGGUCACGAGGGGAAAUAGAAGUACUAUUGGAAAUACCCCAGUGAUCGUUGAGAGAAACCCUAUUCCCUUGGAAGAACAACCGAGCACCUCGCGUCAAGCCGUCGAAGGUGAAAGAAACAAUAUGUGUAGAGAACAGAAGAAUAAUACAAAGAAAAUUGGCUCUACAAAUGAAACAAGAAGAGCGAGACGUUUGGUGGUCACUGAAGACACAUCCGGCAUUAUUACUCGCCAGUGGCGGAGACAAAAUGUAUCUUCGACCAACAGCACAACCUCUCGACAACAGAACAGAGUAAGCAAUAGGCGGCAAAAUUUACCUAACGCUGAACAAUUUGAAAAUCCUAGCAAUAGGAGAACUGGUAGUUCGAACAAUACUGCAGAGAUAUCUAAUAUUUCCACAAUACCAUCCAGUAGUACUACCAGCUCGAGUCGUUUAGUAAACGUACAAAGUGGAAAUAACGUAAAGCAAAAAACUUCAAACUUGACAAAAAGUCAAGCUACGGUUAAAACAAAAGAAAAAAACAAAAAGAAAGUUUCAAUGCCAUUUCUCUAUAGAGAAAUUCAGAACGAUCUUAGACAGCUUAAACUACAAUACCAAGCGAUCCAAGCGAGUGCAAGGUCACCUUUGGAUAUAGAAACAUUCUUACAGAAUCCUUACGACAUUGCAACUGCGAGUAUCGAUGCAGGCAGUUCAACUAGAGAAUUAGAGUCUGUUAAUACAACUAACGAACCUUUGAACAGGAUCGUUGAAGUUGAAAGGGAGAUAAGAGGAAAUUCAUUGAACAUCGACUUACCAAGUACGAGUAGUUCAACGAAUAUGUUAGACGAAUUAUACGUAAAAAAAAAACGACCUAUGAUAUCGUCAGCGAUAUCGUCAACGAUAUCGUCAGCGAUCUCGUCAACGAUAACACAACUUGUAUCGUUAGGUCAAGAAAAGAAAAACGAAUUGAUUGAAAAUGUAAUUGUUCAUCGAGCAAACGAUGAUCAAGUGUUUCCUUCUACUUCUACUCACAAUCUAUUUAUUUGGAACGAACAACCAACAAAUAAAUAUGAGCAGAAGUUUCCACAAAAUACAAUUAUUUCUUUGGAAGAAGGAACACAAAUACCAUUAAGUUUGCCUCGUGUACAGAUAGAUGACAUUACCGAUAUGGAUAACGUCAAUAUAUCUACGAAUGAUGACACAAAUCGUACAUCUCAAUCGAAUCAAGAAAUAAUUCCAAGGAGAUUGUUAAUGGAAAAAAUAGAUGAAUCAAUGAAUUCAACGAUUACCAACAUCAGACAGCGUGAUCAGAAAACUGCACCUGUCAGAGUAAAUCGUUGUGAUAAUUCAUCUAAAAAUACAAUUAUACUAUCUCCUGGAAUGAAACAAUAUAGACCGAUAAGAAUCAGCAACAAUAUAGAGCUGACAAAUCAAGUAAUGAAACCGUACGAGUCGAUAUUUAAGAGAAAAAGUUCAACGAUCGUUAGUACAUCCAACGAAACUUCUGUAUCAUCCAGCACAUCUCAAUUAUCGAUCGUCAGAUAUAAUCCAACGAAAGAAAUGAGUCAAAGAAAUAUAUUAUCCACAGAUAUUUCUCCAGGUGUUGCUAUUAACGAUAGAGGAAUCGUUAGCAACGUAGCAGAGAAAUUAGACAUGGAUAAAAACGAAAGUAAUAUUAAAGGGAAAAAGAGAAAAAAUUAUAAGCCUAUCGAACUGACGAAUACUUCAGAUGCUGAUAUGGAAACUUGUAUCGUACCAUUACAUAAGUACAGCAGAGUAUCGUCAGAAUCGAGAGGAAAGAUACAAUUUUAUAAAUUAGGUUCGAUUAAAAAGAAAAUGGAUACAAUGGAAAAUAGAGAAACAAAGAACAAAGAUGACGAUUCCGAGAAGGGGGAGAAGGAGGAGGAGGAGGAGAAGGAGAAGGAGAUGGAGGUGGAGAUGGAGAUGGAGAUGGUCAUGGCGAUGGAAGGACCUUCGAAUGAAAUCGUUGAGAAAAACGAAAAUUAUCCGAUAAACGUGCUGGAAGAAAUACAGGAAAGUUCGCCGAACAAACCCACGCAAGAUUCGUUAAACAUUCCUUUAAAUACCAGCAUCGUAAACGAACAAAAUAUUAAAUCCGACGAAUCUCCGAAGAAAAAUGUAGAAGAUAUUUCUGAAGAAACGAAUGAACCAAGAGAUAUUAAUACAAGUGAGAUUCGUUCGGAACCGACAAGUGUAAUGAGAAAGAUAACUACGGGAAAUGACACGCAGUUAAACUUUCUCAAUUGGCAGUCGGCAACGCCAAUAAAGUUGAAAAUUUCUCAUGAUUUGACACUUUCAAAAUUUCGAAUGAGACCCAAAAGGGUGAAUGGUUUAUUGGUACAAAUGAAUGAAAAAAGAGAUACACCAGAUAUCAAGAAAACAAUGGAGGGCGAAAAAACGAGAAGAUCAAACAAUAGUAGUAAUGAUAUUGAUUCAAAUAAUAGCAUAUCGUACAAUAAAAUGAACCAAAGAGAAAAUCUGGGUAAUGAUACUAAAAGCAUACGAAACGACAAGAAAAAUAUACCCAUAAGUCCGGGGCUCAGUGAUAUAUCCGAUGGAAAUUUAAAAAACAAAUACCAUGAAGUAAUAAUACUUAGUUCAGAUUCGGAUACUAAUGAUGAUUUUAUAGGAAUAAAGGCAAAUGUAAAAAGCAAUAACAAACUUGGUUUACAGUCUGCUAAAAAUAUGCCUAAGAAGAGAGCAAGAAUAAACACAAUGAAUGAAAUAAUAACAAUUGAUUCCGAUUCAGACUCUGAUAACAGUCUAACAAAGAAAAGAAAGACAGACAGCAUAGAGAAUGAAAAUGACAAAGAAGUCGAAACUGAUAAAAAAGAAAAGUGUACAAUCUUAAAAGAUUCGACUGACAUUAAUUUCAUAAUGGAAAUCAUAAAUAAUUGGUGCAAUAGUUUGAAUAUGUCACAAAACUUCAUUGGAGCAAAUGAAUUACAGAAGUUGAAGGAAAAAUUAAUGUCGAACAAACCUUCAAUGACAAUGACUUCGCAAAGUAUUGAUUGGCAAAAGCCCAAUACAUCUGCUGCAGCAACAAAUGAAUGUGAGAAACCAGAAGAAUGGAACAAUGACAUUAUAGACAAAGAGAGAUCAAUUAGAACAAAUGAAAAGGAGAUCACAUGGAAUGAAAAUCAAAACGUAAAAGAGAUUGAUCAAUCAAACAAAGUCGACAACAUAAGAGAUACUUUAAAGAAUUUCUUCUCAGAUAAAAACAUUGUUAGCAGUACGCAAGAGUUAAAUAAAGAUCAACAUGACAUUCCUUCGUCAACAAUAUCCUACACUCAAAUCAAUGAAGUCAAUUUAAACGCCAGUACAUCCAAAGAAAAUUUGCAGAUGGACAAGGAAGAUAAUACAAUGAUCGAAAAUUUCAAUAGUUCCAAUGAAAAGAAUAAAACUGCUAAGAACACGACAGAUGAUGUUCAAGUACACAUGACUGAAAAAGAUACUAUCAUGAACAAACAAAACGCCGAAGAUAAACAGACAACAUUGAUGAUAUCUGAGAAAGAAGAACACGAGAAUAAUAGAGGCAAAGACCAAAGUACGGAGAAACAAAAAGAUACCUUGUGUGAUUGCGAACAACUGACAAAAUAUGAUUCUUUCUUCAACAUAACACAAGAUCAACUUUUACUCAGUGCUCUCGAAGAAGAUCUCUUUAGUAUUAUCGAUUUAAUGACUUCAGAAGAGUCAACAAAUACAAAAGCAUUGUCUCAAGAAGACGAAUUAAACAAUUUAUUGCAAACACCAUCAAAAUCCACAAACGAUCUCGAAGAAGAAACGAAUCUUGCUAACAAAGAUGCUGAAAAAAUUCCUACUGACAAUGAAACAGUCAAAAAAACACAGCAAUCUGAUAAAAAAUCUAUGGACACAGUUGAUCUCAGUGAGAUAACUGAAGUAGAAAAAUCUUCGACCAUACCAGAAGCUAUACCAUCAUCAAGCAAAAGCUUCCAAGUUGAGAAUAUAGUGACGACGAAUAAGAUGAACGUGAAGUCAUCCUUAUCAGAAACUUCUAAAUUUCAAGUCAGCCCAAAAACAAAUAAAAAUAAGGUCCAAGUGUGUCAUCAGAAUAUAUGUAAAACGUACCAAACGGCUCAUAAUCGUGGUCAAGGAGAGAGCUCUUCCCUAAACGAAGAUGAAAAAUCUCUUGAAUCACAGUCGAAUACCAAUACGGAUACUGUUAGGACGAGUGCUAGCACGAGCAGACAAAAUCAAUUGAAAGAUAUGUGUCUCAUUUGGAGUAACCUGACGGCUAAUCAAGUCGAUUCAAUCAAACAAUUGUCAUCUAUGUUAAGUAUCAAAUGGACGAAAAAAUUUAAUCCAACGGUUACUCACGUAAUUGUUGGUAUAAACAACAACACAGUCACUAAAACUUUGAAGUUUCUGCAAGGCAUGGCCUAUAAAAAAUUCGUCGUUUGUUUUAAUUGGGUCACGGAUUGUUUAAAGGAAAAAACUAUAGUAAACGAAGAACCUUACGAAGUUAUUAACUUUUGUACUCCUAAAGCAACUCCUCCAGGAUCACGCCAUAGAGAAAACUUUUUCAAUGGAUUUACUUUCCUUUGUAUCGAACCUUUCCGAAGUAUAACAGUAAAUCAAUUCGAGGACUUAUUGAAAGCAUUGGGCGCUACGAUUGUUCAAACUAUGGAUGACUUUAUUACCGCCAAAGAAAAGUAUAAAAUUAUAUUGGUACAAAGCGGAGUGCAUACGGAUGAAAUUAUUGCAAGUUGGUACAAAGAAAUCAAGGCCAUAAUAAUUUCUAGCAAUUGGGUUGUGGAAUGUAUUAGUCAAUAUAAAUUGAUACCAUGUUAUACAUAUCUUCAUGAGAUUGUAGAAAAAGAUACAUUAUCAUUAACAUAUCCGAAACAAAUGAUAGAACUUUUCUAGAAUUCCUAUUGGUCAGAAAUGAAAGUUUUUACAUACGUACAUACGUACAUAUGUACAUUACAGAAAGUAUUUCGAUUAUCGUUCGAAAGAGAAAGAAACAUGUUAAAGGAAAAUAAACGUUGGAAAUUCAACGGUGAACGAGAGAAAGAAAGGAAAAGAAUCGACGGAAUUUCAUUUAUGGUGGAACUACAGUGGGAAAUUCAAAGGACCUUACAGGAUCUUAUAGGACUACGUGUCGAAGGAAUCGAAUUUCGUGAUAAAGAGAGAGAGAGAGAGAUAAAGGGAAAGAGGCAGAGAGAAAGAACUUUGUUCAUACUCGCUUCGAUAGCUGUCGUUUCCUGUUAAUUGACAGUAACGGAUACAGCAAAAGCAUGAACGUUCAACAGCAGAAAACAAAGGACGAUGAGGGACAAGGAAGGGUUGAAAGUGAUGGUGUGAAUGUAAUAGUUUUAGAGUAAACCCAAAGAAGGACAGCACGCAACUGGUUUCUACCAACAAAAAGAAAAGCUCUCUCUACUCGUUCGUCUAGUCGCUGCCAGAGAGAGAGAGAAAAUUAUCACCUUUCUUUUCUCUCUCUCUCUUCUUCCUUUUCUCUUUCUUUAUCUUAUAUAGUACUUGCUUUUGUUAAUUGACAGCGAAUAGACGGACGAGUAGUUUCUUUUUUCUUUUUUCUUCUUGUUUUUUCUACCUUCUUAUAAGUUUCUCCGAGAUUUAAUUGUAACAUUGCUUUGACUUCCUCAAGAAAUUGAAUAUGAUUCUAUCAUAAUGUUGUGUAUCGUUUUGUUAUCUUUUAUCGUCAUUAUCGUUUGCUUCAUAUCGUUUCGUUCGUUUUCAUUCAUAUGUGCCUUUAUAUGUACGGGUAUUUUAUAUGUUAUUAAUAAUUGAAAAAGUUAGGUUAAUAUUUAUAACUAGAAAAACUACGUGUACAUAUAUUAUAUCCUUAUCAUUCUUAAAAGCUUUGUUACUACUAGAAACUUUUUUACUUUUUUACUUUUUUAUAUUUUUUUACUUUUUUAUAUUUUUUACUUUUUUUAUAUUUUUUACUUUUUUAUAUUUUUUACUUUUUUAUAUUUUUUACUUUUUUAUAUAUCAUAGAUUGUAUUGAAUAUGGAGUAUUAUCUUAAGUAAAUCAUGCAUAAGUCAAAUAUUUUAUAAUAAAUCAGUAAUGUCGUAAUCGACAAUAUGUCCUUUUUAUGUUAAGAGUAUUAUAAGUUAGAAGUUAAGUAAUAUAAGAGAUAUUAUUUAUAUAUAGCAUAAUAGAAUAACAUAGUAAUGUAAGGAUGUAGUUUGCGUGUUAGAUCGGCCAAUUUGUAAUAUCGUAAAUUGUAAUAAUUAUCUUUUAGAUUUAAAAAAUGUACAUAUAUUCGUACGCACAAACUUGUAUAUAUUAAUAUUGUAAUAUAAUAGACAUAUUGCAUUCUUCAACGAUGGAACAUUUUAUUAAAGCAAAGACGCUUAUAUCGCUUAUGUCAAUUUAAUAUGUAAUUUCAAGAUUAUGUAUUAAUCGUUUCGCAUAUUUGAUUUUUCAUAUUUAUUCCGUUACAACGAAUUUCAUCGAAUUCUAACUAAAAUAUCGUAUAUCACAAAUUUUAAUAAACAGAUGUGUACAUAUGGCUGAUGAGAUUCAAUGAAAAAAAUAAAGGAUGCAUGAACGAAUGUGUACAUACCUCGUCGUCAGAGUACAUAUUACGCACGUACCUGAUUGAACGAUUUUCUAAUGAAUGUUUAAUAAAAUUUUUGUAUUAAAUA
Molecule: messenger RNA, 14851 nt
Organism: Vespula vulgaris
Lineage: Eukaryota; Metazoa; Arthropoda; Insecta; Hymenoptera; Vespidae
Product: breast cancer type 1 susceptibility protein homolog
Exons: 8
Coding region: 7835-13102 (1755 amino acids)
Biological process (GO): negative regulation of fatty acid biosynthetic process; positive regulation of transcription by RNA polymerase II; double-strand break repair via homologous recombination
Cellular component (GO): BRCA1-A complex; plasma membrane; BRCA1-BARD1 complex
Molecular function (GO): ubiquitin-protein transferase activity; zinc ion binding; DNA binding
Source: RefSeq, a predicted model, not a curated record